GGGGUCCAGGGCUGAGGCAGUGGGACGGAAGUGAGCGAGUCCAGCCCCUCCCCCUUUCGUUUUCGUUGGAGCGGCCGCUGCAGCUACUACAGCUGCUCGCUGUUAGGCGAGCGGGAGUCUCUGUUCCGUACCCUCGGUCCCUGGCCGCGCAGAGCCGGGAUGCACUGCUCCUGCUCUGGGUCCUCAUCAUGGAGAACAAACGGGUGGAGAUUCCCGGCAGCGUCCUGGACGAUCUCUGCAGCCGAUUUAUUUUGCAUAUUCCGAGCGAGGAAAGAGACAAUGCAAUCCGAGUAUGUUUUCAGAUUGAACUUGCCCAUUGGUUUUACUUGGAUUUCUACAUGCAAAACACACCAGGAUUACCUCAGUGUGGGAUAAGAGAUUUUGCUAAAGCUGUUUUCAGCCAUUGUCCAUUUUUGCUGCCUCAAGGUGAAGAUGUGGAAAAAGUUUUGGAUGAAUGGAAGGAAUAUAAAAUGGGAGUACCAACAUAUGGUGCAAUUAUUCUUGAUGAGACACUUGAAAAUGUACUACUGGUUCAGGGAUACCUAGCAAAAUCAGGCUGGGGAUUUCCAAAAGGAAAAGUAAAUAAAGAAGAAGCUCCUCAUGAUUGUGCUGCUAGAGAGGUCUUUGAAGAAACUGGUUUUGAUAUCAAAGACUACAUUUGUAAGGAUGAUUACAUUGAACUUCGAAUCAAUGACCAGCUUGCCCGUUUGUACAUCAUUCCAGGAGUUCCAAAAGACACAAAAUUUAACCCAAAAACUAGAAGAGAAAUUCGGAACAUUGAGUGGUUCUCCAUUGAGAAAUUGCCCUGUCAUAGAAAUGAUAUGACCCCGAAAUCCAAACUUGGUUUGGCACCUAACAAAUUUUUUAUGGCCAUUCCAUUUAUCAGACCAUUAAGAGACUGGCUUUCUCGAAGAUUUGGAGAUUCCUCAGACAGUGACAAUGGAUUUUCCUCAGCUGGCAGCACACCAGCUAAACCCACUGUGGAAAAAUUAAGUCGAACCAAAUUCCGCCACAGCCAGCAGUUAUUUCCUGAAGGUUCUCCUGGUGACCAGUGGGUAAAGCAUAGACAGCCACUGCAACAAAAGCCAUAUAAUAAUCAUUCUGAAAUGUCUGACCUCUUAAAAGCAAAGAAUCAAAAUGUGAGGGGAAAUGGCAGAAAGCAGUAUCAAGACUCCCCUAAUCAGAAGAAAAGAACAAAUGGAGUUCACAGUCAGCCCACAAAGCAGCAGAAUCCCUUGAUGAAAUGUGAAAAAAAACUGCAUCCACGGAAACUUCAGGAUAAUUUUGAAACAGAUGCUCUAUGUGACUUACCUUGCUCUAGUGAAGACCAGUUGCUGGAACAUGCCGAGGGGCAGUCUCUGGCGUGUAAUGGACAUUGCAAGUUCCCGUUUUCAUCCAGAACCUUUUUGAGUUUCAAGUUUGAUCAUAAUGCCAUAAUGAAAAUCUUGGAUCUUUAAUAGCAGCAAAUGUGUUACGGAAAUACCAAGAUCAGAGACCUAUUGCACUGGAGUAUGUGUCUCUUCAUGCCUUACCAUUCUCAGGUGUUUUAAUGAAAUGCAGGGAGGCAAUGUUUCUGAAGAGAUUGCUCUUUGUGCAGAGGAGAGAGUGGCAAGAAAUGAGUUUGCACUGUAAAUGCAGUUACAACUUUUCAUACAUUUGUACCUUUCCAGUGUUGGGCUAAUUAGUUUUAGUUCCUUUUUUUUUUUUUUUUUUUUUGAGGGCAUUCACUCUGUGUAAUUGUGGGCUUUAUUUUGUAUUCUGGUCAAGAAAAGUGUUGUCAUCAUGAAGUAGCCAAGUUAGUGAGAAUGCACCAUCUACCCAUUAUAGUGAUCACAAUAGUAGUUUACUUAUAUUGAUAUUCUUUAAAGACAGACUUAAAACACACAGUUUUUAAAUGAACACAAGUGCUAAAGUGUCA
Orycteropus afer afer is the source of this 1918-nucleotide messenger RNA. RefSeq names its product decapping mRNA 2 (gene DCP2). The record is from RefSeq and is a predicted model, not a curated record. Gene Ontology annotation, biological process: nuclear-transcribed mRNA catabolic process, nonsense-mediated decay; deadenylation-dependent decapping of nuclear-transcribed mRNA. Gene Ontology annotation, molecular function: 5'-(N(7)-methylguanosine 5'-triphospho)-[mRNA] hydrolase activity; manganese ion binding; RNA binding. Lineage: Eukaryota; Metazoa; Chordata; Mammalia; Tubulidentata; Orycteropodidae. Gene Ontology annotation, cellular component: cytoplasm; P-body.